Molecule: messenger RNA, 642 nt
Organism: Aegilops tauschii subsp. strangulata
Lineage: Eukaryota; Viridiplantae; Streptophyta; Magnoliopsida; Poales; Poaceae
Source: RefSeq, a predicted model, not a curated record
AUGCUGGUUCUGGCGCCCUAUCAGCCGCCGGAGAAGAAGGCCAAGAAGAAGGCCAAGGGGGCCAAAGGUGGUCCCCAUCGCAAGGGUGCUUCGGACGUGACGUCCGAAGACGAAGAGACCCGUUCCUCCGCCACUGACAACGACGAAGAAGAGGAAAAGGAGAACAACCCUCCCUCUGAUGGGGGAAAGAGGAAGAGGGUGGCCUCUAGGAACUUGGAGGCGGAGACGUCCAAGAAGUGGAAGGGCUCCCUUGCAGAUAACUCUGCUCUGGCCCACGACAGCUCCCAGCGAUCCUCAUCAAGGGGUUCGUUGGCUGCAAAAGCGAUGGCCAGUGAGUCACCGCCGGCCGCUCACUCUCCCAAGGCCAAGGGUGACGCUGAGGCGUUGCUGCUGGCCGCCGCCUCACACACUGUUGAAGUCUCCGGACUGAAGCAGAGAUUGGAGCAGGCUGGGGAGGAGCUCGGCGAGAUGAGGAGGCAGCUCCAAGAGAAACAAGGGGCUGCGUCCGAGGUCGAGGCCCUUAUGAAGGCACUGGCCGAGGCCGAGGAGAAAGCCGCUAAGGAGCAAGUCUCCCGCAAAAAUCAUGAGACCCGACUCAAUGAGGUCCAGCAAGAGCUGCAGGACGCUGUAAAAAGGUGCUAG